AUGACCUAUACUCGUUCCAAUGAGCACGUCAUGUUUACAUACACCAUCAAUGACAUUGCAUUUAAGCAGCCAGGUUACUGUGUUAUGGACCUUGGUAUUACUUUUGAUCAAUCGCUAACUUAUCGUACUUUUAUUGAAAAAGUUACUUGUAAGGCUCUGAAGCUUCUCGGUUUUGGGAAAAGAAUUUUGGCUCAAUUUAAACUGUUCAGUUCUCUUAAAACGUUAUAUUGCUCUUUUGUUCGGUCCGUGUUGGAGUAUGGGGUAAUUAUUUGGGAUCCGAUCACAUUCGAUGGUAGUAUUCAACUGGAAAGAGUUCAACGUAAAUGUUUGAAAUAG
Molecule: messenger RNA, 336 nt
Organism: Sipha flava (yellow sugarcane aphid)
Lineage: Eukaryota; Metazoa; Arthropoda; Insecta; Hemiptera; Aphididae
Exons: 1
Coding region: 1-336 (111 amino acids)
Source: RefSeq, a predicted model, not a curated record